GUUUUUUCUCUCAAUCUCACCCGCCAUUUUGAUCUUGGCAUCAACGGCGUCAUGCACAUGCACGUUAAAUCAUGGCUCCAAAACCAUCCUCAAGGCCUCGAAGCCCUCGAAACUCAGAAUCAGACGAAGCACCUCUCCUCUCCCGCAGCCCCUCCCCUCACUCUUCCCCUCCCCCAAAUCGACCCGUAUCAUGGUCCUCUCUCCCAAACAAAAGCCAACUCGCCGUGAUCCUCCUCGCACGUCUCGCAGAACCCCUCAGCGAGCGCUCCCUAGCUUCAUAUCUAUUUUUUCAACUCCAAUGGUUCAAUCCUGAUAUUGAUCCCUCGGAAAUUCCGAAGCGGAUGGGUUACAUAACAGCUACGUUCGCCGCUGCCCAAUGUCUUACGUCUAUGUGGUGGGGCAGAGCGGCUGAUCAUCCGAGGCUGGGGAGGAAGCGGGUUUUGCUUAUUGGGCUGGGGGGAUCGUCUUUGUCGGCGCUGGGGAUGGGGUUUUCGAGAUCGCUUGGGAUGGCUUUCUUUUUUCGGUUUUGUGCGGGGGCUUUGAAUGGGAAUAUCGGGGUUUUAAGAACCAUGGUUUCUGAAAUUGUUCCUGAGAAACGACACAAAACAAGAGCUUUCCUCCUACUGCCGAUGUGCUUCAACGUUGGCGUCAUUAUUGGACCUCUCCUGACAGGUUUCAUGGCUGAUCCCGUUCAUAUGCUCCCUGGAAUCUUUGGUCCAGGUUCUCUCUUUGGUGGAGAGAAGGGCGUGCAAUGGCUCGAGAAAUUCCCUUACGCGCUGCCAAAUCUCUUCUGCUUCUCAAUCCUGAUGUCAGCCUUUUUUCUAGUCAUUCUUGGCCUUGAUGAAACGCACUCGCAGCUUCGGCAUCGCCCUGAUCCUGGACGUAGACUUGGAAGGCUUCUUCUACGAAUCAUUCUCCGCCGAAAGAAGGAUGAGCAUCUUUACAGCUCUAUCAACACUGAGGAGCUGAUGGAUCAUGAUGCCGAUCAAGAAUCUGGGGAAAGUUCCAGACCAGCUAAAGCGUACAGCAAGACUCGUCCUCCGUUCCGAGAUGUGUUGACCAAGAACGUCUGUCUUAAUAUGCUACAGCGCUUCCUACAGUCAAUUCACGUAUCGGCGUUCAACUCCAUCCUUUUCAGUCUUCUACCCACGCCUAAAGCAGACUCUACAGAUUUCCAUCUACCCUUCCGCUUCACCGGUGGUCUAGGUCUAUCAAGUGAGAGGAUGGGUUUAGCCAACACAAUCAUCGGGACGAUCGGCAUCCCGCUUCAACUCUUCAUAUACCCCAGACUCAUCGGCAAACUCGGCGUUAAAGCUUCAUACAGUGCCUUUUUACCACUAAGCAUCAUCGCAUACUUCCUUCUGCCAUACCUGGUUCUGUUGCCGGAUAAUACCGCUCUCGUGUGGACUUGUCUAUCUGCAGUUCUGAGUCUGCAGGUAUUAUCUCGGACAUUUGUGAAUCCUGCUACUAUGAUGCUUGUCAACGAUUCAGCGCCGAGUCCGAAUUUGUUAGGCACGGUUCAUGGGUUGGCAUCGAGUAUUUCGAGUGCUGCUCGGAUCAUGGGACCUACGGUUGGUGGAACGUUGCUUGGAUGGGGUCUUGCCCAUAAUCUUGUUGGGCUGCCUUUAUGGGUCUUGACGAUUUUGGCAUCGGCAAAUUGGGUUAUUUUGUGGUGGAUUGAGGAUGUGAAUAUGUCUGAAUGAGUUUUAGAUCUAGAUAAAUCCACGAGGUUCAGCUGACUCUUAGUACGGUCGGUAGGUCUUGUUCUGUAUUCAGUG
This is a messenger RNA of Fusarium verticillioides 7600, 1778 nucleotides long. RefSeq lists its product as hypothetical. The transcript is spliced from 2 exons. The record is from RefSeq and is a predicted model, not a curated record. Gene Ontology annotation, molecular function: transmembrane transporter activity. The coding region runs from base 72 to 1703 and encodes 543 amino acids. Gene Ontology annotation, biological process: transmembrane transport. Lineage: Eukaryota; Fungi; Ascomycota; Sordariomycetes; Hypocreales; Nectriaceae.